UUAUUAUCUCUCUUACAGCUUCUUUACUUGCUGUAUAACACACUUGAAUUACAUAACACUUUCAAACUCUUAAUUGAUUAAAUCAUAAAUUAUUCAUCAUGGCCGCUGUACAAUGGGUUUAUGCUAAUGGAUGUUCAUGGGUUACUUUGGACGCUACCGCACAACAAGAUAUCGAAAGCCUAUGGGAAUUCAAUGCUUCUAACUGGAUUCAAAGCAGAUCCUUCCGUAGCCCGGUCUACGUGGAUAUCUCACAGAUGCUACUGAUGUGUGACGGAAUGUCCUAUAGCAUCGCGCGUCGUAGAAACUGAAUUGGGUUUUCUACGUAGCAAUAUAUUUACUUAUUUAUUUCUUUCACUUUUUUUUACAUAUUCACUACAUAUCACUUAGAUUUUAAUCUUGAUACAUAACUUUUAGACAUUAUUAUACACACACACUUCUUCCCUCACCUUUUAUGCCCUUUUUUCAUUAUGCCCUUUCCCCGUUUUACCCUCUUAUGCUCAAUUCCCAAUUUUUUUUUUAUAUAUAUACAUAAUAAAUAUACCCACUUUUACCACC
Messenger RNA from Mucor mucedo, 555 nucleotides. RefSeq lists its product as uncharacterized. The coding region runs from base 99 to 308 and encodes 69 amino acids. The record is from RefSeq and is a predicted model, not a curated record. The transcript has a single exon. Lineage: Eukaryota; Fungi; Mucoromycota; Mucoromycetes; Mucorales; Mucoraceae.